Molecule: messenger RNA, 3458 nt
Organism: Ahaetulla prasina
Lineage: Eukaryota; Metazoa; Chordata; Lepidosauria; Squamata; Colubridae
Gene: EPHA8
Product: EPH receptor A8
Exons: 16
Coding region: 133-2925 (930 amino acids)
Biological process (GO): axon guidance; cell surface receptor protein tyrosine kinase signaling pathway; protein phosphorylation
Cellular component (GO): plasma membrane; neuron projection
Molecular function (GO): transmembrane-ephrin receptor activity; protein binding; ATP binding
Source: RefSeq, a predicted model, not a curated record
ACUCCUGCUUUAGAUCCUUUUAAAAAAGAUUUUUCUCUUCUUUUUGUAGUGAAUUUGCUGGAUACGUCCAAGAUUAUUGGAGACUGGGGCUGGCUCAUUUAUCCUUCCCACGGGUGGGACUCCAUCAACGAGAUGGACGAGUUUUUCCAGCCCAUCCACACCUACCAGGUGUGCAACGUCAUGACGGCCAACCAGAACAACUGGCUGAGGACCAGUUGGAUCCAGCGGCACGGAGCUCACCGGGUUUACGCCGAGAUCCAGUUCACCUUACGGGAUUGCAACAGCAUGCCCGGCGUGCUGGGCACUUGCAAAGAGACCUUUAACCUUUACUACCUCCAAUCCGACCGGGAUCUGGGCAGUACCACCCGCGAGAGCCAGUUUGUCAAAAUCGACACCAUCGCGGCCGACGAGAGUUUCACCAACGUGGACCUCGGGGUCCGGCGGCUGAAGCUCAACACCGAAGUCCGGGGAGUCGGACCCUUGACCAAGCGGGGUUUUUACCUGGCCUUCCAGGACAUCGGGGCCUGUAUCGCCGUCGUGUCCGUCCGCGUCUAUUACAAAAAAUGUCCCGCCAUGGUCAGGAACCUGGCGGCCUUCUCCGAAGCAGUGACGGGCGCCGAUUCCUCCUCCCUGGUGGAGGUGCGGGGAGAGUGCGUUUCGCACUCGGAGGAGAGGGACACCCCUAAAAUGUACUGCAGCGCGGAAGGCGAGUGGCUGGUGCCCAUCGGGAAGUGCGUCUGCAGCGCCGGGUACGAAGAACGGAAGGAUGCCUGUUCGGCCUGCCAAGUUGGGUUUUAUAAAUCUUCCCCCGGAGACCAGCUGUGUGCCAGGUGCCCCCAGAACAGCUACUCCGACACCCUGGCCGCGCAGGUGUGCCGCUGUGAAAACACCUUUUACCGCGCGCCCCACGAUCCCCCUUCAGCGGCCUGCACGCGUCCUCCGUCCGCUCCCACGAACCUGCUGUCCAGCGUGAACGGCACGACCGUGACCCUCGACUGGGCCCCUCCGCUGGACAAAGGAGGACGCCAAGACGUCACCUACAACGUGAUCUGUCAUCGCUGCACCUGGGGAGGGGGCCACUGCGAAUCCUGCGGGUCUGGGAUCCGUUUCCUCCCCCAGCAGAUGAAUUUGGCCCAGGGGUCUCUCUCCAUCUCCAACCUUCUGGCUCACACCAACUAUUCCUUCUCGGUGGAGGCCGUCAACGGCGUCUCCGACCUCAGCUUCGAGUCCCCAAGAUUUGUGGCCGUCAACAUCACCACGAACCAGGCAGCGCCUUCCCAAGUGACGACAAUCGACCAGCAAAAUGUGGGUCAGAACAGCGUCACCCUCCUGUGGUCCCAGCCGGAUCAGCCAAACGGCAUCAUUCUGGAAUACGAAAUUAAAUAUUACGAGAAGGACAAGGAGAUGCAGAGCUACUCUACCCUGAAGUCCAAGGGCAACCGCACCACCGUCUUCGGCUUGAAACCGGCUACCCGCUACAUCUUCCAGGUCCGAGCCAGGACCUCGGCCGGUUGCGGGAAGUUCAGCGAAACCCUGGAAGUCGAAACAUCCAUUGUUUCUGUUUCUUCCUCUUCCUCUUCUUCUCCUCCUUUUCUUCUUCCUCCUCCUCCUCCUCCUCUUCUUCUUCUACUCCUCCUCCUCCUCUUUCUUCUCUCCAACAGGCACUGUGGCUACAGCAAGGCUUUCCAAGAUCCCGACGAGGAGAAAAUGCACUACCAGAACGGACAAGUGAAAUUCCCCGAGUCUAAAUUUUACCUGGAAUCGCACACCUACGAAGACCCCUGCCAGGCCGCGCACGAAGUCAUGCGGGAAAUUGAUGCGUCUCGGAUUAAAAUCGAACGAGUGAUCGGCUCGGGUGAAUCCGGAGAGGUCUGUUAUGGCCGCCUAAAGAUCCCUGGGAAAAGAGAGGUCCCCGUGGCGGUCAAGGCCUUAAAACCUGGUUACACCGAAAAGCAACGGCGGGAUUUCCUCAGCGAAGCCAGCAUCAUGGCUCGGUUUGAUCACCCCAACGUUAUCCACCUGGAAGGGGUGGUGACCAAAAAUAAACUGAUGAUGAUUGUGACCGAGUAUAUGGAAAAUGGAUCGCUGGAUUCCUUCCUCCGGAAACACGACGGGCAAUUUACGGUUCUCCAGCUGGUAGUCAUGCUGAGGGGCAUCGGCGCCGGCAUGCGCUACCUCUCCGACCUGGGUUACGUCCACCGGGACUUGGCGGCUCGUAACAUCCUCAUUAACGGCAACCUGGUUUGCAAAGUGUCGGACUUUGGCCUCUCGCGCGUGCUGGACGACAAUCCCGAUGCGGCUUACACAACCACAGGAGGGAAGAUCCCUGUCCGGUGGACGGCUCCCGAAGCCAUCACGUUCCGGAAGUUCUCGUCGGCCAGUGACGUCUGGAGUUACGGCAUUGUCACGUGGGAAGUGCUGGCUUAUGGAGAGCGGCCGUAUUGGAACAUGACCAAUCAAGACGUCAUUCAGUCAGUGGAGGAAGGCUACCGGCUGCCCGCUCCCAUGGGCUGCCCCGUGGCGCUGCACCAGCUGAUGUUGAACUGUUGGCAGAAAGAACCGGACGAGAGGCCGCGCUUCUCCCAAAUCCUCGGCGUCCUGGACAAACUCAUCCGCAACCCUCAGAACUUAAAAUGCACCGCCACACUCAACCGGUUCACACAAACGCUGUCCGAACGGAGCCACAUUGAUUUCACCCACUGCGGCUCCGUGGAGGAAUGGCUGGACUCCAUUCGGCUGGGAAGGUACCAAGAGAAUUUCGCCCUGGGUGGCUAUUCGUCUCUCGGCAUGGUGAUGCACAUGAAUAUUGAAGAUGUGCAAAACCUGGGGAUCAGCUUGACGGGCCACCAGAGGAAGAUUCUAACCAGCAUCCAAAUCAUGAGGUCCCAACUUCUCAACACCAUGGGUUGCCGGAGACCCCUCUGAUCGGAACUCCUUCAGGGACCGAGGAGCUCUUUUGCGGCUGCUUGAGAGGGUUUCGCGCGGGGGGCGAACCCCACCGCGGAGUUAGCCGGAGCCUCGCUUGUGGUGUCAGCGGUGGGAUACCCGCUCGCCGCUCAGAACAAGGAAGUUGAAGGAGGCCCCAGAAACAGGCCGGGUCCUGUUCUGCAUUUAAAGUGGACUCCUUCAGAUUGAACUUCUCCAGAACUUGAGCUCUACCUACCAGAGAGCCGUGAUCGGGUAGGGCGAGGGAGGGUUGGGGUCAGUGGUGGGAUUCAGCCAGUUCGCACCAGUUCGGGAGAACCGGUUGUUAACUUUCUGAGCAGUUUGGUAAACUGGUUGUUGGAAGAAAUCAUUAGGGCAGAGAACCGGUUGUUAAAUGACUUGAAUCCCACCACCGGUUGGGGUGUCUCCCGUACGAGACGAUCUUCGUGACUAGCCGGAGAUGUGACCACUGUGGAUUCUUACAGACUUUUUUUUUUUUAAAAAAAGACACUGAUUGCAAUAACGUUCGGACG